UUAAAAUCAUCUGUGUCACAGGGGCGUUUGGUAUUUUAAGUUGAAAUCACAGAAAGAAUUGUGUCAUCUCAUUUAAGGUUGCAAUUGCUAAAUAUACCCGUAUCGAAGUGAAAUUUCGUCAUUUUAUAAAUAUCUUACUAAUUCCAACCAUGACGGAAGAAACAAACUGGAAGAGACCAUCGGAAGUGAUGAAAAUACACCGCAGAAGAAAGUCUGUGUCACAGAGGCGCAUAAAAGUUGAUGCAGACCAAAGAACAAGUGUCAUUUAUAAAUCUCCAUCAAAAUCAACCAAAAGAAAGAACCCAUUUUACAAAGACAGUCCCCAUCCUUUUGCUAGUAAAAGAAUUCACCUGGAUAACGAGAAGCCACUUGAUGACCCGCUCAGUUGCCAGCUUUUUGAUAUUUUGGACUCUGCAAAUGAGGAUGAAAAAAAUACAUCAAGAAGUGAUUCACAUCCUGGAUUGAGCCCUAGAAAACCACUUGAGACAAUAUCAGAGAAUGAGUGUUUCAAAAAAGAAAUUAAGGAAGAAAAGACACAAGCAGAAGCACCCAAGCCUAAGCUAGAUGAGACGGGAGCCCAGCCGUACCUGCCGGUUGACUGGUGCCUCAAGUCUAAGCUGCGUGUCGUAUCAAGCCGACCCCUGGACUGGUGUGUGCAACUCAAGUCUGCAGAUGAAGCUCAAGGAGUAAUGGACUUUGUUCACGAUACAGAUUCAAAGGCUGGUGGUGAGGUAGAGAGGAAGCGAGGGUUCCAGCAAGCAUGCAUGUACUGGCUGCACCCAAACAUUCCUUGGAUGAAACCCUUUCCAAGGAUUGUCGAGGACUCCAAGGCCAGUCUGUCGGUGUCUUACCUGCUUCAAGAAGAUGUCCAGAAAAACCUCCAUGCCGACUGGGAACAGAGUUUCUCCUCAGUGUACCAGCAGUUAAGGUGUGGACUGUGUCCCUACUUCUACCUGUGCACUCACCAGUUUACAGUGCUGUUCUACAGGAGAGAGGGCAACCAGUCUGGGCUUGUUGCCUUGCUCACACCAACAACACGUGGGUUCCGGGAGUCUCUGGAGAAUGAAGGUAUUGAGUUCAGCUUGCCUGUGGUGAAGCAGCAGCAGCAGAUUCCUGGUCGUUCAUCAGGGAAGAAUAAACAACACGCAACCAGUGACCCACUGACAGAUGACGCCUGUGAGGGAAACAAGGAAAAAGUGGAAGAUGAUGAGCUCUCAGAUGGAGAUGAUGCUGCCUCAGGCUGGCUGGAGAGUAUGGGGCUGGAUAAGAAACAAUUCCCUACUCUUGACCCUAAAAAGGUCAAACUCCAGCGUGAAGGGUACCGAGUAAUUGACAAUCGGCCUGAGUCCCUGGUUGCCAUAGAGGGGGGAAACAUUCAGGCUUUCUUCAACUUUCUCUUGAACUGCCGUACCUGCACGGCAACUAGUGGCACUCAGGCGGGUCUCCCACCCACAAUACUGUGCCCUCAACCAUUUAAGGGAGCAACACUAAAGUCCCUCAAGACGAAGCACACGGCUGUGAAGCAGAGUGACGGUGAUGGUAACAUCACGAGCGCCCACAUUGUGGAGAUUGGGGGGCCCAUCCUGCCCCACCACACCCAACAGCUUGUCUCCCUCAUCCAUACCACCCAGGCACAGGACUUUGGCAUGGUCUUCCACAACCAUGACCCAACCGUACCCUUCAAUGUUCUACCAACAUUAGUUGGCACUGAAAACGAGAUGGAACAAAGUCCGGUGGAGUCCGGUGAAUGUGAGAAAGUAAAAGACAUCUUGGAAGUUGAUGACAUGGGCAAUAAUGAUUCUAGUCAUGUGAAUAAUUGUGAUGACAACUCAUUAACAAUCCUCGACAGUUCAAGCAGUAAUCAUAACAAUCAUUUGAGUAAAUCUUCAGAGGAGAAGACAAAUACCAGUGUAAUAACUGAGAAAUUGUUCAGAAAUGUUCCAAUAGCAGAUAAAGUGAGUGCUAUGAAAGAGGUUAUUUGUACCCCAAAUGGUUUCACAUGGAAUUAGUUCUCACCGAUGUGCCCUGUGUGUUCACUAGUUAUUUUGAUCUCAUUGUAUAUUGAAAUUUUUAUGCCCACGAAGGGUGGCAUAUAUUUAUUGCCCCAUCCAUCCGUAUGUCCACCUGUCCUGCCGACUUUUCAUAUUAACUAGGGACUAUUUUUUUGUGAAAUUAUGCAAUUGCAUUAAAUAUGGUCUGGUCUCCACCUUUAUGGUCUAGUCCCACCAUUACUUUUUGAUCCAUCCGGUGAAUUUUAACUCACUGUGUAACUAAUAAAGUCACAACUUAGAGUUUAUUUGGUGAAGUUAUGCAUUUACAUAUGAUCUAGUCUAAACUAUUACAUUUUCAUUCAUAUGACUAAUUUAAAAUAUCUAGCACGAAAGAUCACCAUAUGAAAAUGCAGUCUAACUUCAAAGAUCAAGGUGACUCUUACUGGUUUGUUGUACAUUGUUGGUGACAUAUGUCACUCAUAAGAUACAGCUUGAGAAAAAAAUCCUCAUUGCAAACCCUGUGUUCUUUCCUUCAUGUCAUAUAGGUCUAUAUAUAAUCAUCAGUACAAACCCUUUGUUCUUUCUGUUUAUGUCGUCUAGGUCUAUAUAUAAUCAUCAGUUCAAACCCUGUUUUCUUUCCUUCAUGUCGUCUAGGUCUAUAUAUAAUCAUCAGUACAAACCCUGUAUUCUUUCCUUCAUGUCGUCUAGGUCUAUAUAUAAUCCUCAUUGCAAACCCUGUGUUCUUUCCUUCAUGUCGUCUAGGUCUAUAUAUAAUCAUCAGUACAAACCCUUUGUUCUUUCUGUUUAUGUCGUCUAGGUCUAUAUAUAAUCAUCAGUACAAACCCUGUUUUCUUUCCUUCAUGUUGUCUAGGUCUAUAUAUAAUCCUCAGUACAACCCCUGUGUUCUUUCUAUUUAUGUCGUCUAGGUCUAUACAUAAUCAUCAGUUCAAACCCUGUUUUCUUUCCUUCAUGUCAUAUAGGUCUAUACAUAAGCAUCAGCACAAACCCUGUGUUCUUUCUGUUCAUGUCGUCUAGGUCUAUACAUAAUCAUCAGUACAAACCCUGUGUUCCUUGUCCAUGUCGUAUAGGUCUAUAUAAAGUAAAACUGCGGUCGUUUGAACAGGCGGUUGUUCAAAAACCAGCAGUCCUUUGAGGUCAAAGUUUAAUCCCGAACAUUUUUCCUUCUAUUUUCAUAUAAAAUUUGCUGACACUGCAUCGAAACCUAAAUAUGUCGAGGAGUCAAGCACCAUAACCAUUCCCAAAAGCACAUAUCAUGCACAAAACCUUAUGACUCCCUUGAGGUCAUAAUUUCACACAUGAGCCCGAACGCCUGUUUCAAAAUAAACAAACAAUGGCUAGGUAUUAUAUUUUUUCGCAAGUUGUAAAAAUUGCAGACAGUUGAAAGGAAAUUUGAUAGGGUGUGAAAAACGGUUUGUCACUGUUAACGUAUGACUGCUAUUAGACGACUUCAAACUUAAAAUACACUGAAAGACAUUUCAUAACAGACUGGGAAAUUGAAACUUGAGCGGUUCAGAAGCCAGUUUUAGCUCGGACCCCGGUGUCCUCGACCGAUCACAGUUUUACUGUAUAUUCAUUAGUACAAACCCUAUGUUCCUUUGUCCAUGUGGUAAAGGUCUAUAUAAAGAUUAUGUUUUAUGUAUCAUAGAAAUAUUAUAAUCUUAUUAUGAAAAUAAAAGUGAGAGUUUA
Molecule: messenger RNA, 3698 nt
Organism: Mya arenaria
Lineage: Eukaryota; Metazoa; Mollusca; Bivalvia; Myida; Myidae
Product: protein downstream neighbor of Son-like
Exons: 10
Coding region: 150-2009 (619 amino acids)
Biological process (GO): nuclear DNA replication
Cellular component (GO): nucleus
Source: RefSeq, a predicted model, not a curated record